Aspergillus mulundensis is the source of this 2238-nucleotide messenger RNA. Its product is annotated as transcription factor domain-containing protein. The transcript has 8 exons. Bases 1 to 2238 code for a protein of 745 amino acids. Gene Ontology annotation, molecular function: zinc ion binding; DNA binding; DNA-binding transcription factor activity, RNA polymerase II-specific. Gene Ontology annotation, biological process: DNA-templated transcription; regulation of DNA-templated transcription. Lineage: Eukaryota; Fungi; Ascomycota; Eurotiomycetes; Eurotiales; Aspergillaceae. The record is from RefSeq and is a predicted model, not a curated record.
AUGGCAGACAGGGAUUCCUCAUCAACGCCCGCGCGCUCCUUUCGCGUCCGCGCGUGUGACAAUUGCCGACUCCGAAAGAUCAAAUGCGACAAAGCGGCGCCUUGCUCCAGCUGCAAUGCGCUAGGGAUCUCAUGCAGCGCGGGAGGAACGACGCCCGUCGCUCCAGCUGUCGCUGUCUCUGCUGCAGUCUCCACAACUGCAGAGCCUCGAGUCCAGGAUGAUGAGUACGAGCAACGAUUCCAGACUAUCCAAGCUCAGCUGAAUUCCAUCCAGCAGGCGCUAGCACAAAUCGCGCGGACGUCUCCGACUCCGGUUCCAGCUUCAACUUCGACUGCGACAUCAGCUUCGGCUUCCGCUUUGGCGCCGCCUCCGGCGUUGACCGUGUCCACUCCUGCGUCUUCUGGUCAAACGGUGCCGCCGUUCGAAGGGCAGUCCUCGUUCCACCACGAGACGCUUGUGGCCAGGGAUGCGGCCCUCUCGGCUGUUGUUGCGGCCCGCGGGGAACUGAAUGAUCAGGUAUCAUCUGCGUUGCUGUCGCUGAAGGAUAGUUUGGACAGCCAUAUGCCCACAGCAGAGAAGUCCUCACCGUCGUCCGAGGCCCGUGCUCGAGAACCGCUACUUCCUGUGGAUCUUGUUGUUGCGGUGGUGAAGAAAGUCAAGGGUACGCACUUCCUUCGCCCCGACUUCGUGCAGCCUCCAUUCUACCUCGUCAGCCAGUCUUGGAAAGACCCCCGACAGCUCGAAUCCCUCUGCCAAUCGAUCUACUUCCCCCUCGAGCCAAUUCCCGCUGGCUCUACUACACUGCUGCACGGGUUGCUGUAUUAUAUUAUCCGCGAUUACAUGCACGAAGGAGACCCCGAUUUUGCGCGCUUUGAUCUCCCGUCGAGUAAAUCUUUCUGUGAGCAACAAUUUUCCGCCGGCCUUGACCAUCCGCAAAUGCUAUCCGAUCCGACGCUUGAAAAAGUACAAGCUCUGUUAAUCGGAACUACAAAAGCGCAAGAAGAAUCCAACGUCCAGCGGUGCUGGACAUACCUCUCUCUCGCCUUCAACAUGUGCCAAAUGCUAGGCCUCCACCGCAACGCAACCACUCAAGCCGAUCCUUUCGCCCUGGCGGAGUCCAAACGCCAUGCCUUUUGGUCGUUGUAUACAGUCGAUAAGAAUGUCUCGCUGAACAUCGGGGUGACCUCCCACUUCCAAGACCACGAUAUCGACACAGCUCUAUACUCACCGUCAGCAGACGAAAAGCAGCACUCUUGGGACCUGAUCAAUCUCAUGACCGUUGAGUUCGCAACGAUCCAGGGAAAGGUCUACGACCAGCUUUAUUCGAUCUCUGCAAUGCGGAUAACCGAGGAGGACAAGUUGGAACGGAUCACGGCUUUAUCAGCAGACUUGAUGGCCGUUAGGAAUAGACUACUUGAGAUCAACGUCAGCCCAAACCUCCUCUACGCCGACUCCCUCCACGGCAUGACCGCCUGCGCAGACUUCAUCGCCUACUCCGUAUUAACCGUAAUCUACCGCGCCCAAACACAGACACAAACACAACCCCAAAGCCAACCCCGGACCCGCACCCCAACAAUGGCCAUCUCCUCACAAUGCUACGAAGCCGCCCGUCUAGCCCUGCACAGCCACCUAAAAGCAAUAACCUACUUCCGCGACCUAAAGGCCCACAAGCAAGCCGAAUACGUGAACUCAAUCCUCCUCUACCCCUCCUUCACCCCCUUCAUCAUCGUCUUCACACACGCAAUAACAACCUCCUCGCGCCCCGACCUCACCCUCCUAAACGAAACAGUCCGCAGCCUCGACCUCAUCAAGCGCGUCUCCCACUCCGCCGCACAUCUCCACUCCAUCUGCGCGAGUUUCGCCCGCGCCGCGGCGGUCCUCGUUACGUCGGGACAGCCGCUUACGGGUCUUGCGGCGAGGCAGGAUGGGAGUCUUGUUGUGGCGGUUUCGAGUGCUGGUUCUCGGGAGGGUGGCGCUGGGGCUGGUGCGGGUGCGGUGGGAAUGGGCAAUGGCAAUGGGACGGGAGGAGAUAUUUCGUUGCCGGAUGUGAAUUUGAAUUGGCCGGAGGAUUUGUUUGGGGGUCAGGGUCUGGGUGUUCUUGAUGGGGAGCAUCAGGGACAGGGACCUGGGGAAUUCGAUAUUGAUAUUGGGAUGUUCUUGAAUGAUUUUAUUGGGACGGGACGCUCGGCUGUGGAGAUUUUGAGGGGGGGUGUUGGCGGUGCAGGGCGGUUUGCAUAG